Molecule: messenger RNA, 1563 nt
Organism: Plasmodium relictum
Lineage: Eukaryota; Apicomplexa; Aconoidasida; Haemosporida; Plasmodiidae
Product: pre-mRNA-splicing factor, putative
Exons: 1
Coding region: 1-1563 (520 amino acids)
Biological process (GO): mRNA splicing, via spliceosome
Cellular component (GO): U2-type spliceosomal complex; RES complex
Molecular function (GO): RNA binding
Source: RefSeq, a predicted model, not a curated record
AUGAACGAAUAUUUAAAAAAAAAAUAUUUUAAAAAAGCUAUGAAGAAAAGUGGGCAAGAAAGGAAAAGUAAUUUAAAAAUUUAUGAUAGUGAAGAGGAAUCCAAUCAAAACAUUUUUCAAAAUAAUAUAAAAAAUUAUGGUUCUGAUAAAUAUGAAUAUGAAGAAUCAGAUAAAAGCUCUGAUGUACAAAUUACCGUUACAGAAAGUAAUACAAUGGAAAUAUUACAAUUAUCUAAUGAAGACAAAAAAAAAAUUUUAGAAUCAUUAAGUGGAAAUCCUGUAAUAGGUUCACCUGAAGAAAAAAGUGAAAUCAGUAAAGUACAAAAGUAUCAUUUAAAAGAUAUAUGCAAACAGAAAGAAAAAAAGAAUAAUAAUAAUAUAUUAAAAGGCUAUGAUGUUUACAAUAAAAAUAAAAAGUCUAAGGAUAAAAGUGUAAAUUAUGAUGGAAAGGAAGACGAUUCUGAUUUAUCUAUUCCUAGGAAAAAAAGAGACAGAAGUGAAAGUUCUUCUGAUUUAUCUAUUCAUAGAAAAAAAAAAAAUAGAAGUGAAAGUUCUGAUUUAUCUAUUCCUAGAAAAAAAAAAGAUAGAAGUGAAAGUUCUUCUGAUUUGUCUAUUCCUAGAAAAAAAAAAGAUAGAAGUGAAAGUUCUUCUGAUUUGUCUAUUCCUAGAAAAAAAAAAGAUAGAAGUGAAAGUUCUGAUUUAUCUGUUCAUAGAAAAAAAAGAGAUAGAAGUGAAAGUUCUGACUUAUCUAUUCCUAGAAAAAAAAAAGAUAUAAGUGAAAGUUCUUCUGAUUUAUCUAUUCCUAGAAAAAAAAAAAAAAAAAGUGAGAAUUCUUCUGAUUUAUCUAUUCCUAGAAAAAAAAGAGAUAGAAGUGAAAGUUCUGAUUUAUCUGUUUCUAGAAAUAUUAAAUGUAGUAAAAAUGAAAAAGAUACCUUAGUAAAUAUAAAAGGUAAAAAUACUUUUAAAGAUUACUCAGAAUCAAAAUACACUGAUUCAGAUAUAUCAUCAUCAUUAUCGUCUGAAAAGAAAAAUAAAGAACUGCAACUUGUUCAUUCAAAAAAUGUUGAAAAUGAAGGAGUUAAUUCUACUAUUUAUAGAGAUAAAGAUGGUAAAAUUAUUACAAGAGAAAAGUGGAUUGAUAAACAGAAAAGUGAAAUGAAAAAUAGAUUUGAAAAAAACAGAAAAAAUAGGAAAAAAAAAAAAAACGACAAUACUAUAAAAUUGGAGUGGGGAAGUGGAUUAGUUCAAAAAGAAAUUAGAGAAAAAAAUAUCGAAGAAAAUGAAAAGUUAAUAAAUAAAAGAAACAUAGUAAAUUAUGAUUAUGAUUCUGAUUAUGACUUAGAAUUAAAAAAGAAAAAAAGAAAAGAAGAUCCUAUGAAUAUAUAUUUAGAUAACAAAAAAGAAAAUCAAAAGCCAACUUGUAGAUAUCAGACUCCCUAUAAUAGAUUUAAUAUUUUGGCUGGAUAUAGAUGGGAUGGCGUAAUAAGAGGAAAUGGUUUUGAACAAAGAAGAUUAGAAGCAUUAAAAAUGAAACAACAAAAUAAAUUAACCAUAUAUGAAUAA